AUGGGACGUGAGGAGCAUGGAAGGGACUUGGCAUGCAGCUCAACUGGAUACGCAAAGGAAGAAGGAGGAAGCCAUCUUGAAGACCAGCUCGACCAUCUACUCGACCAACCGGUCGAGUUCCUCAACUCGACCGGCCAAGCUUCAACUCGAUCGAGCUGGAAGUCAAAGUCAAACCCGAAAAAUGUUGCUUCCCCCUUGACUUUCUUUGACCCUAAACCUAAAUCCUCUUGCGAUUCUCCACAUGGAAGUGAUGGAAAUCGCUGGAAAAAUCCACUAAGAGCUCCAAUAACUCUUGCUCUCGAAAUGGAGUUCAUAGGGGUUGGAUGGAUUAGUUUGGGCAAUGAUCCUAUGGCCUCCAAGGAUGCUCUGGUAUCUGCCCCAAUAGUUCAAGCUCCAAACUGGGAUUACCCAUUCGAGAUUAUGUGUGAUGCAUCUUAUUAUGCAGUAGGAGCAGUGCUUGGCCAAAAGAUAGACAAGAAACUCAAUGUCAUUUACUAUGCAAGCAAGACUAUGGACGAUGCUCAAUGCAAAUAUGCAACCACAGAGAAGGAGCUCCUUGCCAUCGUCUUUGCCUUUGAGAAAUUUCAAAGCUAUAUAGUUGGGUCCAAGGUGAUUGUGCACACUGACCAUGCUGCCCUUAGGCACAUCUUUGCUAAGCCACACCUUCAACCUAGCCUUUUCAUUUCAAACCCCAUUUUAUCUCUUGUGCGAUUGUGA
This is a messenger RNA of Microthlaspi erraticum, 717 nucleotides long. The record is from the annotation of a GenBank genome assembly. Lineage: Eukaryota; Viridiplantae; Streptophyta; Magnoliopsida; Brassicales; Brassicaceae.